Prorocentrum cordatum is the source of this 883-nucleotide messenger RNA. NCBI's taxonomy places the organism in Eukaryota, Dinophyceae, Prorocentrales, Prorocentraceae. The record is from the annotation of a GenBank genome assembly.
CGGAGGCACGGGCAGAGAAGCAUGCCUGUUGAUGCGGGCUGGCCUUCUGUUGUUCCCGUCGUACUUGCGGGACGCAUCCCAGAACUGGCCCCGAGCGCCCCGAGAAGUACCGGAGCGGUGUGUGCCCGACGCGCGGGCGAAGCGUCGAGGGAGCGUCGCCUCCUGGGGCCCGACACGUGGAAACCCUUCAGUUUCGGUACGCUCUCGGUGCUCGCAAAUCUCCCUGGUGGCCAAGGCUCAAGCUGGUCGGAACAUCACAAGGGUGGCCAUCGGGAGCAAAUGAAGUGGGCAUCCUCCCAGGCAUGACGUGCGGCGCCUGCGUCGAGACCGUGCGCCGCGCGCUCGCAGGCGUGGAGGGCGCGCACAGUGCCACUGUCAGCCUGCAGGACGCCUCGGCGGAGGUCCUCUGCAAGCCCUCCAGCACGAUCGCCCACAGGAUUCGCUCUGCGAGGCGUGCUCCUGCAUCGGCUUCGACGCCCAGGCGGCGAACAGGCUCUGAGGGCGCGGGCGCGCCGCGCCUGCCGGCUCGCUCACCGAGGGCGCCGCGCUGCUCUCAAGUCGGGCGUGCCCCGCUGCAGGGGGCGUGUUCAAAACUAGUCAUGUUCACAGUGACACGCCUGGAAUUUCCAGAGCUGGCUCGGCUGUGUGCCUCAUUUCCCGCGCAGCUACCGUCACGGUGCACGCGGCCAGGCCGCUCUCUUGAGCGGCUCGAGCGCGGCAGGUUUCGUGUCAGGAAAGGCGCGCGGCUUCAGUGCGCAGCGCACGACGUGGGAUGAUUUUUUAGAAUCCCAGAGCCACGCGAACUCUCCGCGCUUAGGUUGUAGUCAGCGUCCCCCCCUCUGCUUCUCUGCUCCCCCCCUCCGCCUUUUCGCUUCCACUGCCC